AUGGCUCCGGAAACAAAGAGCCGUAAACCUGCGAAUACCGCCUUUAAACAACAACGAUUAAAGGCAUGGCAACCUAUCCUUACACCAAAAACAGUUUUGCCAACUUUCUUUAUCAUUGGAAUCAUCUUUGCACCACUUGGUGGUUUAUUGUUAUGGGCUAGUAACAAUGUGUCUGAAAUUAAUGUUGAAUAUACAUUUUGUGAUUCAGCAGCCCCAAUUUAUCCAAUUUUUGAAAAAAUGCCAUCUAAAUAUAUUCAAACUUCAUUUCCUGGAGCGACACCAGGAUUUGUUGGAUCAACACAUUGGAGUCGUCAAGUUAUUGUACCGAUUCAAUCUAACCCCCAAAAGAUAUCAUAUUGGAGUUGUAGAAUAAGAUUCGAUAUACCAAAUCAAUUGGAACCUCCAGUCUUUUUUUAUUAUCAUUUAACAAAUUUUUACCAAAAUCAUAGACGUUAUGUCAAAAGUCUUGAUCCUGAUCAAUUGAAAGGCGUUGCUGUUAGUCCAUCAAAUUUACAAAAAAAUUGCAAACCAAUGGCCGUUACAUCCGAUGGUUUGCCAAUUUAUCCUUGUGGCUUGAUUGCUAACUCCCAAUUCAAUGGAUCGUAUAACUUUAGUCAAAGUGGUAUAGCAUGGCCAUCUGACAGACAAAAAUAUGGAAAAACAACUUAUGACUACAGUCAAAUACGUCCACCACCCGAUUGGGUUGAUAGAUAUCCUAAUGGUACUUACACAGCUGAAUAUCCACCACCUGACCUUCCAAACGAUGAACUUUUUCAAGUCUGGAUGCGAACAGCUGGUCUACCUAGCUUCAGAAAGCUUUAUGGUAAAAAUGAAAUAGAGCCAUUGAAAGCUGGAACCUAUGAAGUUAUAAUUGAAUACAAAUUUCCUGUUACUAGAUAUGGUGGAACCAAGUCAUUUGUAAUUUCCACUGUAUCAUUCCUUGGUGGUAAAAAUCCUUUCUUGGGGUUCGCUUAUAUUGGAGUUGGUAUUCUUUGUGUGCUACUUGGAUGUGCAUUUACUGCUAGACAUUUAUACAAACCAAGAAAACUGGGUGAUCAUGCUUAUUUGUCUUGGAAUAAUCCUACACCUACAAACAACCAAUAA
Entrophospora candida is the source of this 1104-nucleotide messenger RNA. NCBI's taxonomy places the organism in Eukaryota, Fungi, Glomeromycota, Glomeromycetes, Entrophosporales, Entrophosporaceae. The record is from the annotation of a GenBank genome assembly.